UACUCGGAUCCCAAUCAUCCGCAAUUUGCAAACUCAACUCCACCGGCGUUUCCAGCGGCACUUCCUCCACAACGCAGCCGCAUACCCGCAAAACGUGUUUCGAUUCCUUGGGUACUCUUUGUAAUUUUCUUCCUCACUACCAUGUGGUACACAUCCAUGCUAUUUGGCGCAUGGUUCCUAUCAAUUGUCCGACCAGUCCCACCGAGCUUUGCCGCACAGGAGAUCACUGUUUAUAUUCAUGGAGAAUUAGUGCAGGGGAAGGUGUCAGUAUCCACAAGACUCUUUGCCACCCUGACAAGCACCACAGCAUCUAUUGCCCAGACGCCAAGUCCAACAAAUCCUUUGCCUAGUAGUGGGAACGAUGGAUUACCUGAUGUAGGUAAUGAGCUUUGCAGGAUAUCGUCAGAUGUGGGGAGAACUGUUGCCUCGGCGCCUACAGGCUUCGUCACAAUCAUGAGAGGGAUACCUUGA
Molecule: messenger RNA, 471 nt
Organism: Bipolaris zeicola 26-R-13
Lineage: Eukaryota; Fungi; Ascomycota; Dothideomycetes; Pleosporales; Pleosporaceae
Exons: 1
Source: RefSeq, a predicted model, not a curated record